CGUCUUCCAAACCGCAUCACGUCAGUUUAACCCACAGGACAUCCUUACGCUCAAAGUCGGACAAAACAGCUUUCACAUCCAAACAAUACGAUUCCUUUCCACCCAGGCCCCCUCCGCUCUUCUGCCCUUUUUUCAUCGUCUCCAAUAAUAACAGCAGCACCCUGUAAUAAAAAGAAAAACGAUGUCGUCUCUGAAAGUUUCCUCCGUCGAUCUCCAAACCCAGCAGCAACAACAACCAUGCUCCGGUGCAGGAAAUGCCUAUGAUGGCAUUUACAACACAGUUGCGGAAGGUGGAUGGUAUAUACUAGGUGAAGAUCAACAACAGGUUGGACCUUAUGUGUUUUCCGAGCUACGUGUUCUACCAGUAACCAAUAGCAAGGUUUCAGGACAAUUGUUUCACCUGUAACAUGUUCACUUGGUCUAAUGAGCUAUUGAACCAUCUCCUUUGCUUAUUUGCUUCGCCUGGACAGAGCAUUUCUUGAAUGGGUAUCUCUUAGAAAGUACACUGGUGUGGUCUGAAGGAAGAAGUGACUGGCAGCCAUUGUCCUCAAUCCCUGAGUUGAUGUCAGGAACUUCUCAACAGGGAUCUGAUUAUUCCAGGGCAGCACUCUUUUACAAUGAUAACGAGGGGGAGAAGUUGCAGGAGGUCAGAGAGGCCACUUUGGUAUCUGUUGGAUUGAGAAAUGGUUCCCAUUCUAACAAUGAACAGAAAGCCAAUUAUUCUACUUUAGUGUCUUCCAACGAUGAUGAAGAUGAGUUUGAGAAAUGGCAAAGGGAGGUAAAAGAGGCAGAAGCUGAGGCAGAAAGGUUAAAAAAUGGAUCUCUUCCUGGCAACACUGGAGACGAUUUUGGGAUAGAUGAUUCUGAUAGGAUUCUGUCACCACCAGAUGGUGAGGAUGAAUUCACAGAUGAUGAUGGGACUACAUACAAGUGGGAUAGAAGCCUUAGAGCCUGGGUUCCGCAGGAUAAUCUAUCAAGUGUAAGUGAGCAGUAUGGGGUAGAACAGAUGACUUUCCAUGAACAAGAGGAGGUAUUUCUGAAUGUAAAUGCUGCUGAUGCCUCUUUGAAGAAUGAAGCCAAUGGUACUGGUGAAGUAGUAGAAUCACAACGUAGUGACAAGAGGAAAUUACAGGAUGAGCAAGCUGAUAAGGACAAGCAAGCUGAUAAGAAGGAAGCCAAUAAGGCCCCUGAUAGUUGGUUUGAAUUGAAAGUCAAUACGCAUGUUUAUGUAACUGGGUUGCCUGAUGAUGUCACUGCUGAAGAAGUGGUAGAGGCAUUUUCCAAGUGUGGGGUAAUUAAGGAGGAUCCUGAAAAAAAAAAGCCUCGCGUGAAGAUCUACGUUGACAAAGAGACUGGAAGAAUAAAGGGAGAUGCUCUAGUUACAUAUUUGAAGGAACCCUCAGUUGAUUUGGCUAUGCAAAUUUUGGAUGGGACACCUUUGCGACCUGGGGGCACAAUUCCUAUGUCGGUCACCCGAGCCAAGUUUGAGCAGAAAGGGGACAGAUUUAUAACCAAACAAGUAGACAACAAGAAGAAAAGGAAGCUGAAAAAGGUUGAGGACAAGAUACUUGGUUGGGGUGGCCGUGAUGAUGCCAAGGUGUCGAUUCCAGCCACUGUAGUUCUUCGCCAAAUGUUCACUCUUUCUGAAAUGAGGGCUGAUGAAAGCUUACGUUCAGAACUUGAGGUAGAUGUUAGAGAGGAAUGUGCGAAGCUUGGUCCAGUUGAUUCUGUCAAGGUCUGUGAGAAUAAUCCACAUGGUGUUGUUUUAGUGAAAUUUAAAGACAGAAAGGAUGCUCAAAGUUGCAUAGAAUUGAUGAAUGGGCGAUGGUUCGGUGGAAGACAGAUAGAUGCUAGCGAGGAUGACGGAUUAAUUAAUCAUGCUUUGGUCCGGGAUCAUGAUGAGGAUGCAGCUCGAUUGGAGCAGUUUGGCGCGGAACUUGAAGCUGACUGAAUUAACUUUGAAGCUGCAGUUACACUGCUAUGUGUUCCUGAUGUUAAUUUUUACCAAAAUAGAAGUUGAUAUCCAUGAUAAAGAGACAAAAAAGGAGGGGGGCAGAAAAGCUUCUGAUGUGAUUUCUGAUUGUAAAUGAUAGUGAUGUUUUUUAAAAUGGAUGCCGUGUUUAAAGCUCAGCUUUUUCAAUGGCUUGUCUCUCAUAAAA
Messenger RNA from Populus euphratica (Euphrates poplar), 2159 nucleotides. RefSeq names its product splicing factor U2AF-associated protein 2-like. The coding region runs from base 563 to 1951 and encodes 462 amino acids. The record is from RefSeq and is a predicted model, not a curated record. Gene Ontology annotation, cellular component: U2 snRNP; U2-type spliceosomal complex. Gene Ontology annotation, molecular function: RNA binding. Gene Ontology annotation, biological process: mRNA splicing, via spliceosome. Lineage: Eukaryota; Viridiplantae; Streptophyta; Magnoliopsida; Malpighiales; Salicaceae. The transcript is spliced from 15 exons.